AUGUUUCCCCCGUUGUUACGAAAUUUUCCAACUGGGUCCCUUCCUGAUCACUGCGAACCCACGUCGUCUUUCUUGACCGCUAUCUCCUCACAUCUCCACAUCUGUCUCCCCACACCUCUCGCGCUAAUUUCCAUUAUCCUCGGAAACCUGAGUUUCGUGUCAUGGCUAUUCGCCCAAUUACCACAGAUCUUUAAGAAUUAUCAGUUACAGUCCACAUCAGGACUAUCCAUCUUUUUUCUUGUCAUUUGGUGUGCAGGAGAUAUCAGCAAUCUCAUCGGUGCACUAUUCACUAGACAGGCGGGAUGGCAGGUCAUGGUCGCCUGUUACUACGUCUGCGUUGACGUGACUCUGGUGAUCCAGUUUUUCUGGUACACACACUACAAAUCACGACGUUACGAGGAAUACGAUGAUCUGCAACCCCCGCAUCAUCACCAUCACCACUACCAAGAGUCCGACGCACGGGGUGAAUCCCUACAAGGCAACAAUGCGACCCACCAGCCCCGGGGCCCGGUCGACAUGACACCCAAGACAUCGGAUGUCCACGACAUGGGUGUACAGACCGGCUCAACCUUCAACUCCACAGUCGCCCGGAGCGCCUCUUAUACAAAUGAGAAACAGUCCUCACGCCGACCCGUGCGCCUGGGUAGCAGCGCCACCAGCCCACCCUUUGCACUCCCCCGCACAAUGCUGAUUGCAUCCCUGCUCUGUGCCGUCCUGGCAAACGCCGCUCCAACCGAUGUUCACCCAUCCCCUCACCCCCCAAUCACCCACGCACCAAGCGAAACCAUUAUCGAGAUCGUAGGCCGGAUCUUUUCCUGGGCAUCGACCCUUCUUUACCUUGGCUCGCGUCCACCACAACUGUACAAGAACUACCGCCGCAAAAGCACAGAAGGUCUCUCGCCAUUGAUGUUCCUCGCAGCUUUCUGUGGAAACUUCUUCUACUCAACCUCGUUGCUGACGAACCCCAACGCUUGGUCUGAUUUCGCGCCAUAUGGUGGCGGUGGCUGGGCCGAUAGCCAUGGCAACGAUCGCUGGGAAUGGAUUGGACGGGCGCUGCCGUUCUUCCUGGGUGCGUUUGGGGUCCUUGGGCUGGAUGGGUUCAUGGGAGUGCAGUUCCUUAUGUACGGAUCGCCCGAUGAGGAUGACGAGAGCUUCAUCAGUUCAGAUGAUGCGGAUGGAAAGCGUGGUCGGAGUCGGUGGAGACGUGUGCGCGGAUGGAUGCGUGGCUGGAUUCCUUCGACUUCGCCACCUCCCGGUGAGCGAGAGCGCUCGCGUUCUGCGAGACCGCAGGAAGGACAAGCCCUUCUCGGUGCAGAGCAGGGGCGGUAUGGUACUGUUUGA
This is a messenger RNA of Penicillium verhagenii, 1341 nucleotides long. Its product is annotated as PQ-loop repeat-containing protein. Bases 1 to 1341 code for a protein of 446 amino acids. The transcript has a single exon. The record is from RefSeq and is a predicted model, not a curated record. NCBI's taxonomy places the organism in Eukaryota, Fungi, Ascomycota, Eurotiomycetes, Eurotiales, Aspergillaceae.